AUCUCAUGGCUGCUACUACUUUGCUUCUCCUCACAAAGAAAAUGCAGAAAUAAGGGAACUUGUGAGCCCUAUUAUUCAUUCUGGUGUCUCUUCUUUGACUCCUUUGGAAAACCAACCACAAAACAACACACCAAAAAGGGUCAAUGUUGGACUAAGAGAAAGUACUCUUUGAGCUCUACUCUUACUUCACCAACCAACCCUUCCUAUGGUGACUCAUGGGAAGAACAAGCUUUUGCAGAAGAUGCUGCUAAUUCUCUUGGUGGCUGUGUGUGGCCUCCAAGAUCAUACUCUUGUAGCUUCUGCAGAAGAGAGUUUAGGUCAGCACAGGCUCUAGGUGGCCACAUGAAUGUUCAUAGAAGGGAUAGAGCAAGGUUAAAGCAACAACCCUCAAGCCCCCACAAUGAAAUUCUAUGUCAUGAACUUAAAACUCAGCUCAACAAGCCAGUUCAAAGUCCUUUUUCUUCUUCUCUGGAUGAUUGCCUAUACCCUUCUGUUUGUGGAUUGCCUUAUAGAAAAGCUAAACCUAAUUCUUAUCAUGAUUUUGUUGCUUCACCUUCUUCACCCUCACAUUCCAAGCCCUUGUUGGCUCCAUCAGUUAAUAGUGGUAACCCCAGAGAGGAAACCAUGAUUCCGUUUUAUGAUUCCAGUGUUCUCCACAAGAUUUCUCCUGUCAGCAACUCUUCCGAAUCAUGGCCAAGUUUAGCUGAAGAUCAUAGAUUAUAUUCAUGUAAGUUUCAUCCUCAAGCUGAUUCCAAGAAACCCUCCAAGGGAAUAAUGGAUUCUAGAUGUAGGGGUGAUGAUAUUGAUGGAGAUAUGAGCUUGAAUUCAGUUGUGUGUAGCACUCACCCAUCUUUGCAGUUUGAGAGUACUAAAGAAGCAGAUCAUAUCAGUUGCAAGAAGAGGAAAACAGAUGCUUCUUCAUCACCAUUUUCACCAAAGUCAAGCUCAGUUGACAGACAUCAUGUGCAGACAAAGAUGUUUGAAUUUAGCCCUAGCUCAAUGGAAGAGCUGGAUCUGGAGUUAAGGCUUGGUAACAGGUCCAAGGUAUAGCAAGUAGCAUAAACAGAAAACACCACCCCACUGUUAAUGAAUAUAUAAAUUUAUUCUCUUUUUAUGUUCAUCCUAGUUUGUUUUCACUUCUUUCAAUACCUCACAAUAUUAAGGAAGCUUUUCAUCAUGUUUGAUUGGAUCUCCUGAGAGAGCCUCUGAAUACACAUCUGCAAUGUGUCAAUCAAGAUAACAAUGCUGCAAUUAUAUUGACAGGCUUGUAAUCUUCCCUUUUUUGUAGAUAGUGGCCAAACAGUGGAUUGUUUUUAAUAAAUGCAGAUUAAAUGACUUUGUAAUUUUGA
Molecule: messenger RNA, 1349 nt
Organism: Vigna unguiculata (cowpea)
Lineage: Eukaryota; Viridiplantae; Streptophyta; Magnoliopsida; Fabales; Fabaceae
Product: zinc finger protein 10-like
Source: RefSeq, a predicted model, not a curated record